AUGUCAACCAACGGGGAAGCCGAGCGCAAACCCAGUCGUCCGGCCUGGCGACGUGCGGUUUUAGCACACAUCAAACUUAGCACUCUCGAAAGACGCAAGCACCACACAGAGGAGCAGCAGAGAUCUGUCACUCCUUUUCAGGUGGCUUACAACCAGCAAGAUAUCGUCGAGCCAGCCCCAGUUCACCUUAACGGUAAUUCCAGGACCAGCUUCGUCGAAGACCUGGAGAUCAUAGCUGAAGAAAUAAAUACUCUUCACCCGAACGCCAUGGAUACACACGACUUCUUGACUAGCGAAGAGAUCUACGAUUCAGGUCCCAUAACCCAGCCAGCGUCCAUUGGUCAUUUCAAUACUCCCAACGGAGGCUAUCUUAUCUCGCCCUUGGCCAGCCUUCUGGUCAGCUUGGACCACGGAUACAACCGAGCGAGCGGCAUAUACGACAAAGUCGGUGACCGGUCGGAACAGGAUGAGGACUCGAGCAACGAGGGCUUGAUUCCUCCCCAUAAUACACCAGUCGACUCUGGGGACGUCAGCCCCGUCAACACGCCAGCUCGAGCCCCAUCAUUGGAUCGCGGCCCGAGUAUCCGGCUCCAAAGAGCAUUGGCAGAAGACCAAGCGGCCUCGGAACCCCUCAAAAGGCCGAUCAGCGAGCUCGUUGCUUCUAGCGAACCGCUCUCCCCAUCUGGUACCCAAAACGGCCUUCUUCAAGCGGCUGAACGAGCGGGCGUCUGGCGUAAUAUGAUUGGCAUGCCUUUUACAGAAGAAGAGAAGAUGAAGUUGGUACAGAAGAGGCGCGAUCAUGAGGCGGAGAUGGUGCGGCGUCUUCGGGCAGGCCUCGAGACGAAGAUCGAGAAGAGGCCCUGCUACCUGCUUUGGCUGGAAGGGAGGCACCAGCUCUCGACGGAGCGAAUGUUGGCGUCAGCUACGAUACGUCUUGCGGAUUACGCGGAGGGGCAUGAGGCGGUCGGUCUGUUUCGGGAGCGCAGACGUCGUCAAGACUUCCGUGGGCAGGCGUCGGUCUGA
Messenger RNA from Colletotrichum acutatum, 1023 nucleotides. RefSeq lists its product as uncharacterized. The coding region runs from base 1 to 1023 and encodes 340 amino acids. The record is from RefSeq and is a predicted model, not a curated record. NCBI's taxonomy places the organism in Eukaryota, Fungi, Ascomycota, Sordariomycetes, Glomerellales, Glomerellaceae. The transcript has a single exon.